AUAUUUGUUGUCUUCUAUUCUGUCUCUGCUCAGUUUCAGAUUUAAUGAGUGACUGACUGAGUGAACCACAUUAGAGAGAGAGAGAAGAAUGGAGAAGGCUCUGACAAAAGUGAGUAGCUUAAAAGUUGGGAGCUUAUGGAUUUCAAAGAAAGCCAAGGAGGAACUCUCUAAUAUCUCUGAGGAAAUCACUACUUUGUCAAGUACAGUUGAGGAGAAAGCAAAAUGGAUUUUCAACAAACUGAAAGGGACGCCACCGAAAACCUUGCCAGAUCUCCUCCGAGAGUACAACUUACCACCCGGACUCUUUCCCCAGAACAUAACCUGUUACGAAUUUGAUGAAGCAAAAGCAAGGCUGAUCGUGUAUCUGCCAUCAACAUGUGAGGUUAGCUUCAAGGAUUCAUCUGUUAUAAGGUAUGCAAACCGAGUCAAAGCGAUUCUGCUCAGGGGAAAGCUAACAGGAAUUGAGGGAAUGAAGACAAAGGUCCUAGUUUGGGUUAAAGUCACUUGUGUGGCAGUUGAAAGUUCCAAAUCCGAUAAGGUAUGGUUCACGGCAGGAGUCAAGAAAUCAAGGCCUAAGGAUGCUUAUCUAGCUGCCAGUAAUGGUGUUCGAGUAGAAGAAUUCUGACUCAAGAUAGUAGUUUUUGUUUAGGUACUAACUAUUUGUUGGUGUCAUCAACUUUACUACAUACCAAAAUUUCAAGAUAUGUUCUUUUUUGUU
Molecule: messenger RNA, 718 nt
Organism: Humulus lupulus (European hop)
Lineage: Eukaryota; Viridiplantae; Streptophyta; Magnoliopsida; Rosales; Cannabaceae
Exons: 3
Coding region: 89-625 (178 amino acids)
Source: RefSeq, a predicted model, not a curated record